AUGCCUACCGGAUUGCCUUAUUUGCAGAAACUGCGCAAGCCCCAACUUGCAGAAUGGGCUGAGCUCACUGACCUCCAGGACUAUGAGGACCUCACCAAACCAGACCUCGCUGCCGCUCUAGACAGCCAUCUCCAAGCCAAUGAGUCCAUCUUCAAAACCGACGCGCGUCUGGCCGAUUACUACCGGCGACUGUCCCAAUCCCCGCGCGUGUACUCCCCCACCAAGAGAGCCCCCAAGGUCGAGGCCUCUCCAACGCCGGAUGAAGCUCCUCGAUCUGUGCGCCGCAGGCAGGUGAAGGCCAAGGUGGAGCGCGAGCCUACAGAAGAAUCCGAGCCCCAAACCCCCGGACAGGUAGUGGGCGUGCAGCCGCCAACGAUGUCAUCGCUGGUGUCGGAGCUACCGCCCUCGCCGGCCGUGGUUACCGACGUGAUUGAUCGCCAGACAGCCGCGUGGGGCAAGUCCGUUAGCGAACUGUGGUCGGAAACGGGUGUGCACGAGCGUACCGAGUCGCUCCGCUCCAACCUUAGCAGCGUCAAGGCCUUUGGCACGUUGAUAUUAUCGGUCGAAGCCCUUAACGUGUUGCGGGCUGUUGUGCCCUGGAAUUACGUGGGCACUGUUCCUAUGCCCCCGUGGACGCAUCUCUCGGACUUGAAGAUUGCCAUUCCGGACAUUUUCAUUCUAGUCGAAGGGCAUUUCUGGGCUGUCGUCUCGCUGUGGGCGUUGAUCAGUGCGGCGCUGCCCUUUACUGUCGCGUACUUUUUCAAUCUGAGCUUGCAGGCCGCGCAGGCUGGGUCGCAGGUUCGUCGCGGUCGCGCUGGUGUGCAUGCGAGCUUCGAUCCGUUGAGCUUCUAUAUUGCCAAGGCGGUUAUCACGUAUUUGGUCUACACGGAGCAGUUCACCUUCUGGGGUGCUUAUCAGGGGUUGACGAUUGAUCGGUUGGAGGGGUCUGUUCCUUGGGGAUUGAAUGGGGCGUUGGCGGGGAGUGCUAUUGGAGUGAUUGGGACAUUGUAUGAGGCGAUUCUGAGAAAGUGA
Aspergillus tubingensis is the source of this 1032-nucleotide messenger RNA. RefSeq lists its product as uncharacterized. The coding region runs from base 1 to 1032 and encodes 343 amino acids. NCBI's taxonomy places the organism in Eukaryota, Fungi, Ascomycota, Eurotiomycetes, Eurotiales, Aspergillaceae. The transcript is spliced from 3 exons. The record is from RefSeq and is a predicted model, not a curated record. Gene Ontology annotation, cellular component: membrane.